Molecule: messenger RNA, 1674 nt
Organism: Physella acuta
Lineage: Eukaryota; Metazoa; Mollusca; Gastropoda; Physidae
Product: ketimine reductase mu-crystallin
Cellular component (GO): cytoplasm
Molecular function (GO): hormone binding
Source: RefSeq, a predicted model, not a curated record
UCUAGAUCUAAAUAAUAAAAUGUCCUUUAGGAAUAAUGCACUUGAUUUUGUUACUUCAGAUACAGUUAGUAGAUUGUUAGAUUAUCCAUCGUUAUUUAAAGCAAUUGAAAAAGGUUUGGCAAACUUCUCAAACAGAAAAGCUGGAGGCAUCGACCAACCUGUGCGUAGCACCGUAGCAGUAGCUGAAGCAAAUGGGUUUCUUGGGUGCAUGCCAGUGUACAGUAAAGAAGAUGAUGUACUUGCUACAAAGCUUGUUUCUUUUUAUCCACUAAAUAAGGACUGCCCAACACACAGUGCUAUCAUUGCUGUUUUUUAUCCCCAAACUGGAAUACCUAGAGCUAUUCUUGAUGGUGAUGUGAUUACUGCUAAACGAACAGCAGCAACCUCAUUGGUUGCUUCAAAGUAUCUUGUAAAUGGGGAACCCAAAAUUCUAGCCAUUUUGGGAUCUGGUGUUCAAGCAAAAUCUCAUUAUGAAGCAUUUUGUCAUUUGUAUAAUUUUACAGAGGUUCGUAUAUGGAAUCAUCGAAAAGAAGGAGCUCAGAGACUAGCUGAUGAGUUGGGCAGCAAAUGUGUGGCAGUCGACCAUGUAGCAGUAGCAGUAGAAAAUGCUGAUGUCAUUGUAACUGCAACCAGUGCCACAGAACCUGUUUUAAAACUUGAAUGGGUCAAGCCUGGUGUACAUAUUAAUGCUGUUGGUGCCUGUAGACCCAAUUGGUCAGAAAUAGAUCCACUGCUUAUGAAUGCUGCUACAGUGUAUGUGGACAGUCAAGAGGGUGCCCUGAAAGAGAGUGGAGACAUUAUCAUAUCACGAUCUCCAAUAUUUGCUGAGAUUGGAGAAGUCAUUAAUGGUACAAAAGAAGGAAAAAGAAAAGAAAUCACAGUUUUUAAAUCUCUGGGUAUGGCCAUAGAGGACGCAAUAGCAGCAAAGAUAGUCCUGGAUAAAAUGGAAAGUCUUCCGUCAUAGAAUCAUGAAAAAUGUUGGUUAAACAGUGUUUAAUCACCAGCAAAUGAUUUAUUAUUCAGAUUUUCCUCACACAAUAACUGUAGAUGUCAUUUUUAAAACAUGGACAUCUAUCUACAUAUAUAAAAGCAAAGUAGGGGUUAUUUGUUUAUUUAUCACUCACAUUUAUUUGUUUGGGUACUUGCAAAUUCUUCUUCUUCAUUCUUAAUUUUUAAUGUUGGAAGGGAUCGAGCCUUAUCUGCCAGAGGGUUUGAACUCGAGACUUUUUUUCGAAUUUUAUCAACCAUGAGCUUUGCCGACUCGACCAUGCUUCAAUCACAAUUAAGGAUUACGUGUCAACUGGUUAUGCGCCAUUGAGGCCAUUGACUCCGAUUUCAGCCUGCUUUUCUUUUUGGAUUUGCUUCCAUAGCCUUUGUCCAACCAAGAACAAACUAGUUUGUUUGAUUUUGUAGUUGUCUCUCCUAGAAGAGUGGCUGUCCCCAGCUAACGAGCCUCAUCUGCCCGAGGGUUCGAACUCGAGACUUUUCGGUUUAGCAACCAUGAGCUUUACAGACUCGACCACGCCGACCCCUUACUUGCAAAUAAGUUUCAGGGAAAUGGUUCCUUGACAAUAUGUGCUGUUCACCUCUGAUUCUCACAUGAAAAUUAGAGCCAUCUCAUGAAUUGUAUUUAUUGAGACCAAAAACUGACCAAACAUUUAUAUAGAGCUGUGU